This is a messenger RNA of Cuscuta epithymum, 851 nucleotides long. NCBI's taxonomy places the organism in Eukaryota, Viridiplantae, Streptophyta, Magnoliopsida, Solanales, Convolvulaceae. The record is from the annotation of a GenBank genome assembly.
UUCUCUUUGGUAGAUCUAACAGUUCUUUCGGAAAAGGAGAAAUCACGUGGAUACCUAAGAUCGAAGAUUAUCGCCGCUACGCUGGAAAAUCUGUACCUUACAUCAAUUUCCUAACAGGUAAAGGUGAAAAAGGUGCCAAUACUCGUGAUAAAAAGAAUGGACACACGUGGGAUUCUAGAAAGCUAUGUGAUGGAGUAUAUUCAAUUCCCGUAUACCCCAAGGGUAUCAAUAUUCACGGACAAAAGAAGUCUCCGGAAAUACCAAGUCACUACUCGCCGAUGCCGACCUCAACUCACCCAAGGUAGGCCCAACAUUCGACUCACAGAUUACCAAGAUCAGACCGAAACCAAGGCCGAGCUCGACCCUCGCCGAGGUUGGUACCAAUUCCGACGUCAUACAUGGACACAAAGUCAAUUGGCGGACCUAGAAAGUCAACAGAACAGAGGAUUCAUCAUUUACCGGACAAGCAGUGGAUUGGGGUUUCCCGGCCCCCUCCGUAAUAAACACAUUAUAUCCGAGCUCGACCUCACCUGAUGAGCUCUGGACCUCGUUAAUCGAUUAUGGACUUAGACAUUUCAACAACCAGACACUACACGGGACUACCGCCACGUCACCUUGACGCUUGCUUAAUAAGAAUACUCCAAAUAGCACACGUGUGGCGUGCAUGUGCAUUCUGGUAUACAAAAGACAAUUUUGUUACACACAAUACCAAUCAGUGAGUUGUCCAAGAUAUCUCUCCAAUCAACUUUACACGUGUCACCACACUAUUAAACUCAUACUCUUAUUCUUGUUAGCCAAAUGGGACACGUGUUCUCAUCACAAUAGAAUAUCAUCUUUUUACUUGUUGGCCA